Penicillium alfredii is the source of this 1806-nucleotide messenger RNA. RefSeq names its product glycoside hydrolase family 47 protein. Gene Ontology annotation, molecular function: calcium ion binding; mannosyl-oligosaccharide 1,2-alpha-mannosidase activity. The coding region runs from base 1 to 1806 and encodes 601 amino acids. Gene Ontology annotation, biological process: carbohydrate metabolic process; N-glycan processing. The transcript has 4 exons. Gene Ontology annotation, cellular component: endoplasmic reticulum; Golgi membrane. Lineage: Eukaryota; Fungi; Ascomycota; Eurotiomycetes; Eurotiales; Aspergillaceae. The record is from RefSeq and is a predicted model, not a curated record.
AUGUUUUUCAACCGAAAAGGCCGGCCCAUCGCCAAAGCAAUCGUCUUCGUCUGCGUGGUGUAUUUUCUUUUCGUUUGGUUCCCGCGCAGUUCGCCCGCCCCUGUCAAGCAGCAGAAACGCCCUGGAAAGCCCAUUUCGAGGAAAGACCCCGAACCGCCCAAAGAUGCCGUCCAUUUAACCAAACACCCCGAGCUCAACCCCGUGCCCGCCCAUAUUCCUCUGCCCAACGGCCCGGGGAGCAUUCCCCGCAUCCAGUUCGACUUCCCACCUGAAUCCCCCGAAGAUCGCACCGAAAGAGUUCGCAAGCAGGAGGCCGUGAAGAGCGCUUUCCUCCACGCCUGGAAUGGAUAUAAGGACCAUGCAUGGCUCCGCGAUGAAGUGGCGCCCACGAGCGGCCAGUUCGAGGACACUUUUAGCGGCUGGGGGGCCACUCUGGUCGAUUCGCUGGACGCCCUGGUCAUCAUGGGGUUGGAUGACGAGCUCGAACUCGCCCUGGAGGCUCUGAAUGAAAUCGACUUUACCACGACAACCAGUCGGGAAGUCAACGUCUUUGAGAUCGUUAUUCGGUACAUGGGAGGCUUCCUGGCAGCCCAUGACCUGACCAAUGGCAAACACCCGAUACUUCUCAAGAAGGCGGUCGAAUUGGGUGAAAUGAUCUUCAAUGCGUUUGACACGCCGAAUCGCAUGCCCCAGAUGCGCUGGAACUGGGCCAAGUCGGCCCGAGGCGAGGGAAUUUGGGCAUCUCCGCGCACCAGUCUGGCGGAGAUCGCUUCUUUGACGGUUGAAUUUACCCGUCUGACGCAGCUGACCAAAGACCCGAAAUACUUCGACGCCGUUCAGCGGAUCACGAACAACCUGCAGGAGGGCCAGGCAACAACCAGACUGCCUGGAAUGUGGCCGACCUUUAUCAAUGCCGAGAAACUCCGGUUCGAGGACACUUCAUUCAGUGUGGGAGGUUGUGCCGAUUCCGCAUACGAAUACUUCCCUAAAGAGCACAUUCUCUUGGGCGGCAAGACCGACCAGUAUCAGAAGAUGUAUGCGGAUGCCAUAGAGACCAUCAAGAAAAAGGUCAUUUUCCGUGCGAUGACCAAGGACGCUGAUCGUCGCGCGCUCUUCGCUGCCGACGUUUAUGUGCUUCGAGGCGGCGACUCUCAAUCCCUGCGGUAUGCGCCGGACCAUCUCAAGUGUUUCAUGGGUGGUAUGGUGGCCCUGGGAGCCAAGGUGUUCAACCGCCCCGACGACAUGCCGAUCGCUCGCGGGCUGACGGACGGCUGUGUCUGGGCGUAUGAUGUGACCCCGACGGGUGUCAUGCCGGAAUCGUUCCGCGUCAGUGCCUGUGAGAAUAUUGAUGUCUGUCCCUGGGACCAAAACAAGUGGUUUGCGGACAUCAUUGGGCGCCAUAUUGAAUUGGACGAAGAGCGCCAGAGAGCGCAACAAAAGGUCGAUGCCCAGAGGUUGCCGCCCGGCAUAACUGACAUUCGGGACCCAUCGUAUAGCCUCAGACCCGAAGCUCUUGAGUCUCUCUUUAUCAUGUACCGAAUCACCGGCGACAAGUCCCUUCAAGAUGCUGCGUGGCGGAUGUUCCAGAACAUCGAGAAGGCCACGCGCACCAAGUUCGGCCACUCCUCCAUUGCCGAUGUGCGCGACAAGGAGCCGAAGCUCAAGGAUAAGAUGGAGAGCUUCUGGUUGGCCGAGACGCUGAAGUACUUGUACCUCAUCUUCUCCGAGCCCAACCAUAUCAGCUUGGACGAAUACGUGCUGAGCACCGAGGCUCACCCCUUCAAGCGGCCGACUGGCCCUUCAUAA